AUUUUAAAUUUACACAGUAAGAUGGUUAAGAUUUUUUAUCAGCUUUUAUGGAACAAAACUAUAUCAAUAAAACAGACAUUGGUAAAAUUGACCCAACUGAUGAUGCACAUUUCCUUCGAAUAACAAAUAUGUAUUUGGGUAUUGGGGUUCUUCAGAAUAUAGAUUCUUUAGAGGAACCUGCUAAAAUUGAUUUUCUUAAACGCUGUCGUAAUUUUUUAAUUACUGCUUGUCUAGAAAUAAAAAAACGGUAUAAUUUCGAAGAUCCUGUGCUAAGUAAGUUGCCCAUCUUAACUUUAGAUAGUAUCAAAAAGGGCAAUGAGACCACACUUUUACCGCUGAUGAAAUCUUUAUCUCAAUUUGUGAAAACAUCAAAACACACAUCAACUACAAAAAAUUGAUGACCAGUGGAGAAAAUUACAAAUUUACGAAGAUCUACCAGAAUCCACGGAAGUUGAUGAGUUUUUUUAUAAACUAAGUCAGGUAAAAGACUUUAGUAGAGAAUUCAUAUUCCCCGAUUUGUCCAAGUUAACACUUAGGGCCGGUUGUAUAAAUCAAUUUUGAUCUUAGGUUCAACGGAACGCCGAUCAAAAUGUGAACUGCGUUCAUUCGAUAUUCUGUUGUUCAAUGUAAACUGAACUUUAGUUCAGCUGAACUGAGGUUAGUUUAACUUGGCACUACAAAUAUUUAGUUACUUUUGGUUUUUUUUUAUUUUUGACAUUUAACAUAACCUAAAAGGAGAGGUUUGUUUUGUUUUUGUUUGAUUUGGCGGGCUGGGUUGCUUGCAAGUAAAAAAAAGUAAAAGCAGUAAAAGUUUAUAAAAAGUGUAUUUUCUACUUGGUGUGGCUGGUACUACUAAUUAAACUUGAUUUUAUAUACCUAUAGGUAAGUACAAAUUGAUAUUUUUGCAAGCCGUUAAAUACUUUCGAAUUUUAUUGUAGUAGGUGUUGCUUUUUUUUUAUUGGGUACAGUGUUUAGUUUUUGUAUUUAUUAUUUGUAGAUUCUUGUUUGGUGGUGGAAUAUUUUAUAAAUGGGUUCUUGUAAGAAAAGAACUGUUAAUGAGCCUUGUACUAAAAUAUAAGGGCACAAUUGAAUGUCGAAAGGCUGACAAAAUGAACAACGAUUUAAAGCAGAAAGCUUGGGAGCGUCUAUCAAAUGAAUUUAAUAGCAUUUGUGGAGAGCCUUUCAGAGAUGCAAAAGUUCUUCGUGGCAAGUAUGAAAAUCAAAAAAAAAGGUCAAAACAAAAAUUUGCUGAUGAAAAAAUAUACCUACGAGGAACUGGAGGAGGGCCUGUAAAACCUAAGAUAACUGACAAUAUCGACAAACAAGUUAAAGAAAUUAUAGGUACUCAGGCUUUGAUUCAGAAUUUGAUGGACAUAGUAAAUAUGGCAACAUGCAGAUGGAAACUCCUGAGGGAUCUCGUUUUAAUAUUUCUGAUUUAGAGUUACCUAAUGAAGACAUAGAGCAAAUGGAGGAAUAUGGCAAAGAUUCUAAUGAGGAAGAUAGUUUAUUAUCAGCUGCUUUGCCUACCAACUGCAAAAUAACCCCAGAAAAGCUUCGCACUCCAAAAUCGAAGCCAUUGAAAACCGUUUUGAAGAAGGCUUGUGCUAAUAAGGAAAAUAAAAAUAUUCUGUCAAAUAAAAUUAUUUCCUGGGCUGCAAAUAAAGCUGAAUUAGUCUCCAAGGAGACAGAAUACCUUGAAAAAGAACAUCUUUUGAGGGUAGAAAUCAUGAAGGAACGCCACAAAUAUCAAAUGGCACUAGAAACAAAGGAGAGUGAUAAAAGAAUUCUUAUUCAAGCUAAAAAAGCUGAACUAGAGCUGGAGAUCCUUCAACUGAAAAAAGAUCAGCUGCUAUCUGCUGAUAAAUGAUGUCUGUUUUUAUAAUUUAAAAAUAUGUAUUUGUAAAAUAAGUUGUAUUUUAUUUAUGAAAUAAAAAAAUGUUUUUAAAAUUUAACCAAUUCUUGUUAAUUUUAUGUGUGGAAAUGCAAAAUUAAAAAUGUUUUUGUGGUGGGUGUCAAAGUAAUAAAAACCGUAAAAAAAAGUUUUUAUUGCAAUUUUGAGUUCUACUCAUGUG
Anthonomus grandis grandis is the source of this 2072-nucleotide messenger RNA. RefSeq lists its product as uncharacterized. The transcript has 5 exons. Bases 1391 to 1867 code for a protein of 158 amino acids. Lineage: Eukaryota; Metazoa; Arthropoda; Insecta; Coleoptera; Curculionidae. The record is from RefSeq and is a predicted model, not a curated record.